Molecule: messenger RNA, 4582 nt
Organism: Nerophis lumbriciformis (worm pipefish)
Lineage: Eukaryota; Metazoa; Chordata; Actinopteri; Syngnathiformes; Syngnathidae
Gene: mmp28
Product: matrix metallopeptidase 28
Biological process (GO): proteolysis; collagen catabolic process; extracellular matrix organization
Cellular component (GO): extracellular matrix
Molecular function (GO): zinc ion binding; metalloendopeptidase activity
Source: RefSeq, a predicted model, not a curated record
AAAAAACCGAUACCGAUAAUUUCCGAUAUUACAUUUUAAAGCAUUUAUCGGCCGAUAUUAUCGGACAUCUCUAGAAAUGUUUUAACUUGUUGAAAACAAUUAUCAGCCACAUGUUUGGUAAGCCAACUAAUUGCCACACCUGUGUAGCCUGAGGAAAGGUGCGCCUGUUUUGUCGGCCGUUGCGUGCAUAUUUGGAGAAAAGGUGGGCGGUGCUGUCUUCCCGCCCACCCCAAAGCGAGUCAAUCAUGUCAGUUUCCUCAAUUAGAGAUGGAGGCGGAAGACACGAAACGGUUACGGUGCAUAUUGACGUUAAAAAGUCUUGUGUUGACAAGUAAUGUACCGUGUGCUGACUCACCGGUGCCCGCUUCACGAUGAACCGCUACCGGGGUGGACAUGGCGGGAAGCCCUCCUGGAUCCUGCUGGCUGCGACCUGCCUGAUAAGCGCCAACACUGCCCGGGGAGCUCCUCUGCUGCUGGCCCCUCAGGUGUUUCUGGAAAAAUAUGGCUACCUUCAUGACAACAACCACAUCCACAAUGCAGCUGAGAUGCAUUCAGCCAUCCGGGACUUCCAGUGGUUGUCUCGCCUGCCCAUGACAGGUGAACUGGACAGCGCCACCCUGAGGCAGAUGGCAGAGCCUCGCUGUGGCGUGUCCGACCAGGGCAGCCAGCAGAUCUGGGCCAAGAGGGUAAACAUCAAGCGUACUGCGAGGAGUUCUACCCCGGGGCCGCUGUGGCGCCGCAGGAAACGUUUUGCAGUAAAAGCGGACAAGUGGUACAAGCGCCACCUGGCCUACCACAUAGUCAACUGGCCCAGCCACCUGUCUCCGGGCUCCGUGCGACUGGCGGUGAACGCCGCCUUCCAGCUGUGGAGCAACGUGUCGGGUCUGGUGUUCCGGGAGGCCCCCGAGGGAGCCGCAGACAUCCGCCUGGCUUUUUACGAGGGGGACCAUAACGACGGGGCCAGCAACGCCUUCGAUGGACCAGGGGGAACUCUGGCUCACGCCUUCCUGCCUCGCCGAGGGGAGGCCCACUUUGACAUGGCGGAGAGGUGGACAUUGAACGGACACAAGGGCCACAACUUGUUCCCGGUGAUGGCCCACGAGAUCGGACACACCCUGGGGCUGGAGCACUCGCCCGUGCGCCACGCCCUCAUGUCGCCCUACUACAGGAAGCUGGGUCGCAGCCUGCUGAUGAGCUGGGACGACAUCCUGGCCGUGCAGCAGCUCUACGGUAAGCCGGCAGGUGAUCGAGCCGUGCGGCUGCCAGGUGAGGUGCUGCACGCCGCCCUGCAGGAGUGGGAGUCCACGGAUGUUCUCAACAGGCAAAACAAUGGGCGCCCUUUCUACUGCCAGUCUGGGCUGUUUGACGCCAUCACUGCUGACCAGAACGGGACGACGGUGGUGUUCCGAGGCGGUGUGUACUGGACCGUAUCAGCUGACGGCAGCGUGAGCGACCCACUGCCUCUCCGCAGGACCUGGACCGACCUCCCGGUGGCCAUCGAGGCGGCGGCCUUCUCCCCGCCGGACGCCAAGUGGUUCUUCUUCAAGGGGAGGCGUGUGUGGCGUUACUCGGGCCGAGUCCUCGACCCGGGUUUCCCCAAACACGUCAUGGAGUCGGGCCUCCCUCGCCGCCCGGACUGCGCCUUCUACUACGCCCCCCUGGGUCACAUGGUACUGUUCAAGGGCGCACGCUACUUUGUCCUCAACCUGCAAACCCUGCGCCAGGAGCCCUACUACCCCCGCAGGCUCAAAGACUGGACGGGCGUGCCACGGGGCACCAAUGGGGUCCUGAGCCGUCCAGACGGGCGCCUCUACGUGUUCAGGGGGCAGCAGUACUGGACCUUUGACCCCCUCAAGGUGCGAGUCACCCGGGUGGGUCAGUGGGCCAAAGAGCUGAGCUGGAUGGGUUGUGGUCAGGUCCCUGGGAGCAAUACCAUUCUUUGACCAGCAGAGGGAGCUCUAACUUUUGUAUUUUACACAUGAACACUGCAGUAAUUUCCUUUCUUUACAUUUUAUUAUUAUUUGCACAUUUGAAAUGUAAACACGUACGAUGGAUGAAACUUUUAAAGGGACAGCGUCAGUGUUGAAGGCCGAAAAGUCAACUGAUUUAUGGAUCAGCCCAACAUUUGAUGGUGGCUGAUCAAUAAGCACAUGAAGGGAUGACGACACAGCUGGGACAAUUUGUCAUUUGGAGGCCGAAGCAGACUUUUUAUUCACUUUAAAGUCUCACACCUGAACAUUUAGCAUGUCCAACAUCAAAUACUGCAGGAAGAGUUGCUACUUUAACGUUUAGUGUGAAGAAGUUUGCGAUCCACAGAACAAGUGCACAAAUAUUACUUCUAAAUAUACAAACAAUAACAUUUGGACAUAAAACAACUCUCUAAUAAUCCCUCCAGGAUGGAUUUCUGCAAAUGUUGCAGCAAAACAAAUAGGCUCCUUUUCAAUAACAAUCAAUUCAUGUGGGAUUUGACCAAUUCGUUUUAGUAUGAAGUAGGGGUGUAACGGUACGGGUAUUUGUAUUGAACCGUUUCGGUACGGGGGUUCCGGUUCGGUUCGGAGGUGUACCGAACAAGUUUCCACACGGACAUAUUAAGUAGCGUAACGCACGUUGUGUAAACUAUGCACACCGAGGCACAACACACGGCAUGCUAGCAGCUAACGACCAUACGUCCUCUUUUCACCAGACAUGUCCUCUUUUGCAGAGCUGUCAGGGCGCAGUUUCUUAAAUGCCUCAAAUGUCCGGCAUUUUGAGUUAGGGUUGCGUGUAUUUUCAAUGUACGUUCAGGGUUAAGAAGGGGUUAAAAACAAAACAAAUGGUGAGGGAGGGGCAUAGACAGAGCGAGAAAGAGAGAGUUAUGAUAAAUGCGCAUGUGUCGCCAGGCCCUGCUUUUUAUCCAUAGAUUUAUCAGAUUACAUUUUUUAUUAUCUAUAGCAGGGGUGUCAAAAGUGUGCCCCGGAGGCCAUUUGCGGCCCACAGCUAAUGUUUUAAAGGCCCACAGCCCAUUCUAAAAAUACUAUUAAAAUAAACAAAAUCAUAAAAGUGAAAUAAAAAAGCUUAAAGGUUAAAUGUAAUUUAGAAAAAGUUGCAAUGUUGACUAAUAAAACAAAGCAGUAUUUUUUUCUUUCAAACUGUCAUUGCUCAAACCAUAAUAUUGAAUCAAAAUCAAUGUUAUUAUGAAUGAUUGACCUAUCCAAGGUUCCGAUUACUGCACAUCAAAUAUUCCACUAAGAAAAAUAUUUUUGGUGGAAGAUUUUGCAAAUUUGGUAAAUAAAUAACCCAAGAAUGUAUAUUUUGUUGUUUUCUUACUGUACCGAAAAUGAACCGAACCGUGACCUGUAAACCGAGGUACGUACCGAACCAAAAUUUUUGUGUACCGCUACACCCCUAAUAUGAAGACAUGAGGAAUAUGUUCGGGUUAUAAUAUUUUACACACAAUAAAAAUAGGUAAAUAUUGGAAAUUACAGUAUUAAUUCUGAAAUUGAGUGCAUUUGUGUCCUCAAAAUUCUACACACAAUACCCCAUAAUGACAAUGUGAAAAGGCUUUUUUCCAAUAACAUUUUUUUAAAUUUAUUUUUAAACUUUUCACAUUGUCAAUAUGGGGUUUUGUGUGUAGAAUUGUGAGAAGAAAAAAUAAAUUGAUUCCAUUUUAGAAUAAGGCUGUAACAUAAAAUGUGAAAAAAGUGUGGCCUUUACGGAUGCACUUUAUUUCAUAUCGGUGAAUCUGAUCAAAUAAAAUAAAAAGCUUUGAUUUGGGGGGAAAAAAACACUACAAUAAGUGUGGGUGGGUGAGGGUUCCGUAAACUUCCCCUGCGCUCAAUGUAAACAAACAUGGCGUCAAACGCGUGGGACUUUGUCACUGUUUCAGAAGAAGACAACUUAUUGGGCACUACACUGUUCCUGGGAUCAACACCAUUCUGGCAAUGUAUUAUUUAGUACAAUAAUUAUAAUGAAACUAGUUCAAAACAGGUAUGAAAAGAUCCAUCUGGUUGCAUUGACUUGGCCUAAAACAGUCUUUUUAGAAUUUGAUUCUUCAAAAAAAACAUUUUCAAAUGAUUUCGACCCCAAAAGGGACAAGCGGUAGAAAAUGGAUGGAUUUUUAAAAAUGAUGAAUCCAUUUAGAAUUGGCAUAAAUAAAAAUCGUGAUUCGGAUGGGAAUCGACUUUUUUUGGUGCGCCCCUAAACAUUUUGCCAGCCAUUUCACUUGGAGUUAAGCAAACGGGCACAAAAAACCCAUCAAGCUCCAACACAUCAAACCUUAUCAGCCACUUACGACGAUGUUUGUAGCCCACAAAGAAGAGUUGAAUUGAGAAAGAAGUAAGUCAUGAAACAAAUGUCUUAGCAGGAUGACAUCAUGUUGACCUACUCAGUGGUCUAGUGGUUAGAGUGUCCGCCCGUAAUCGGUAGGUCGUGAGUUCAAACCCCGGCCGAGUCAUACCAAAGACUAUAAAAAUGGGAGCCAUUACCUCCCUGCUUGGCACUCAGCAUCAAGGGUUGGAAUUGGGGGUUAAGUCUGAUUUCCUGCUCACUGCUCCCCUCACCUCCCAGGGGGUGAACAAGGGGAUGGGUCAAAUGUCACCACACC